CAAAGUUUAAUUGAAUUAUUCGAUUAUUUUAUCUAAAAGGUGGAUUGCAUAAUAAUAAACGGUAAACUAAAUAGAGUAGUCACUGGAGUCCAGAAGAGAGAAGAGUGAGACUCAGGCUGUAGCAGAGGCUGAUUGAAGAGCCAACCUUGCCGGUAAAAUAAUCUCAUCACAUCUCAUGAGAUUUUUAAAAAUAAACCAGUGUGUUAUUGCAUUCAUCCCAGACUAUUAACAAAUCAAACAAAUAGUUGAAUUAGAAAAUUUAUAGUUUAAAAAAUAAAUAACGGCAGAAAAGAGAGGAUAAAAAACUCCAGUAUCUGUAAUUUUAUUAAAAGAGUAAGAAAAAAAAAAAUAAUUUCGUUAAGGGUUAGGGCAAAUUGUUCGAGAAAUAGUCGUAUCAGCACGUGCAACCUAAAGUCCGUGUACACAACAAAAAUAUAAUAUGGAUUCGCCUGUCAUCGUGGACACUGCAUCCAAAUUUGGCCGAGAUCUGGACCCUGGUUUUCCGUUCGACGACGACAGUUUCAGUAGACGGGAUAUAAGAUCCCACUUGGACGAUUUGGCGGCCCGUCAUCCAGAAUUUGCAGAGCAUCUGCUGGGACCACCUUGGGGCGACAUACCCUUUCACGGGACACUCCGUAACCGAAGACGCGGCUCGGGAAGUCAUUCCCAACAGGGUCAUCCAGACGAGGACGCCCGUAGUCAAGCAAGUGGAUCCAGUGCUGCGAGUGCAGCCAGCGGUGCCAGUGGUGUCAGUUCUCACGGCGAACCAGAUUUAAUUUAUCAGCACCAGCCACAACACCAGGAAGUCACUGGAAAUAACAAAAUCCCCCAGUACGGUUUGCGCAACACCGUAGACAUUGGUCAGCAUCGUCACAAUAUGGAGAAUCUCGAGAAGGCCGACCGAGGACAAAGAUCCAUGUCUGCGCCUCCGGAAAAUCGACCGGACCAGUUUCAGCAACCAAACCAAAACAAUUCUAAACAGAAUCAAAAUCCUCGGUUCGUUUCCAGGGUAGACAUUACUCCACAGUACACUAAUCAAAACCAGAAUCCGAAUGCAGUACCAAAUUCCCAGCAACAGUCACCUCAAAGUCAGUCUCCACCUCAGCAGCAGCAGCAGCCGCAGCAGCAGCAGCAGCAGCACCAACACCAACCACAAAGCAAUGUCAGGCAUAUUCCAAUUUUCGUAGAAGGUCGCGAUGAGCCAGUAAUUUCAAAAGGCAAGGCGCCACCGUACGUCAGACAACAAUCGCCGUCAAGGUUCUAUCAGCCGGCAUUUGAUUCGUCACACCCAGAAUUCAAUUCAUCAAAUUAUCAAAGGCCAUCUAGCCAAUUUAAUCAACACUUUGGUGGAAGGAACAGAGACUGGCCUCCACAAUUUCAAGAACACUUUCAAGAUCCCUUCCAAGACACAUUCGAUCACCCGACAAUAAGAAAGACCACCCAUCACAAUCAAUCUCAUUCCCCAUUAAAACACGACGACAGAAGACGGGAUCAAAGCCCUGUUCAUAUGAAACAUCACCAACAGACAAACCAACAACAACCUCAACCUCAACAAGAACAACCAAAGCGUCAGGAAUCUCCAAAACCUCGUAAACAAGUGGUACCAACAGAUCCCCUUGAAAAAGUCGCUUUGGUUCAAAAUGAAGUUGACUCGUUAACGGAACAGGUUAAACAGUGGAACGGUACUUCCAGAAAAGACAAACAGUAUAUUUAUCUCGAUGAAAUGUUGACGAGGGAGCUCAUUAAAUUGGAUGACAUCGAGACUGAGGGCAAGGAAAAUGUCAGACAGGCGAGAAAGAACGCGAUUAAGAGUAUCCAAGACUCGAUAAGUUUAUUGGAGUCGAAGGCGCCUCUUCCGACAACCGAAAUCAAACAACAGGAGGAACAGAGCCCACCAGAGUCUGCAGAGUCUGCAGAGUCUGCAGAGUCGGUCGAGCCGAUGGAGAGCGAGACUCCAGUUAAGGUGGAACAGCAAGAGGCCAUUCCUCUGCCAUCACCCACCAAAAUGGAGCCUGUUGUUGGUGAUUCUCAACCAAAGGAUGCCGAUAAAUCUGAGGCUGAUGCAUUAACAACUGGUGAGACUGCUCCUGGUGUUCCUAUGGAAACAGCUCCUGAAGAAAAAAAAUCUGGUGAUGAUAGCGUAAUGGAGGUCCAGCCAGUAGAGACUCAGACUACACAAAAUGCUACGGAAUUAAAAAAAGAGAACGAGGCUAAUACUAAAAAAGAGGCCAAUGAAACAAUCCCAGCAAAGUCACCAAAAAAAUUAAAAAAAGCUAAAAAACAAACGCCCGUUUCGAUGGAACCGAUCCCACUACCAGCUUCCGAAGAGCAAAGUCGACUUGCUCAGUAAUAUAAUAAUUUUUUUUAAUUAUUACUAUUAUUAUUAUUUUAUUUAUAUUUGUCGUAAAAAUAAAUUUUAAGUAAUGUAAACAAAAUCAAAAAUUAUAAUAAAAAUGAUUUAAUUUUAUUUGACUCGCUGGAGUUAUUUGAUAAAUUAAAAGGAUUAAUUACAGUAAUUCACAGACUUGUUUAAUAGAUAAAAUAAUCAGCAGAAGACUGAUUUUAUUUCUCUUUACUUCAGCGUAACUUGUGAUGAUUAUCUUUAUCUUUUAAUUGCAAUUAAUUAUUUUUCAUAAAUUGUCUUUGUGCUCUUAUAUUAAAAUAAUAGUAGUGAAUAUAAUAAAAAAAUACAACGUUAAAUUUUAAAGUUGUAAUUAGAUUUAAAUUUUUAAUAUUAAUUAUUUAUAUUUAUAAAUAAAUAAAAAUAAAAAAAGCCAUCUGUUAAAAGUUUUAAUAGAAUAAUUAAAAGAAAAAGCCAUUAAAUUUUUGUUAACGUUAAUUUAAUUUAAUUUAUUAUACGUUUAUCAAUAUGUAUUGCGUUAAUUAUUCAAAAUAAAUAAAAAAUAAGAACGAUAAUAAA
This is a messenger RNA of Cotesia glomerata, 2920 nucleotides long. RefSeq names its product BAG domain-containing protein Samui (gene stv). The record is from RefSeq and is a predicted model, not a curated record. Bases 440 to 2350 code for a protein of 636 amino acids. Gene Ontology annotation, biological process: protein stabilization. Lineage: Eukaryota; Metazoa; Arthropoda; Insecta; Hymenoptera; Braconidae. The transcript is spliced from 3 exons. Gene Ontology annotation, molecular function: protein-folding chaperone binding; adenyl-nucleotide exchange factor activity. Gene Ontology annotation, cellular component: cytoplasm; cytosol; membrane.